Callorhinchus milii (elephant shark) is the source of this 4237-nucleotide messenger RNA. It is a transcript of the gene washc5, whose product is annotated as WASH complex subunit 5. Gene Ontology annotation, cellular component: WASH complex; endosome. The transcript has 28 exons. Gene Ontology annotation, biological process: endosome organization; endosome fission; regulation of actin nucleation. The record is from RefSeq and is a predicted model, not a curated record. Bases 449 to 3931 code for a protein of 1160 amino acids. NCBI's taxonomy places the organism in Eukaryota, Metazoa, Chordata, Chondrichthyes, Chimaeriformes, Callorhinchidae.
UGGGGUGACAGGAAGGAGUCAUAUGAUCAACACUGGAGAGGAGGAAGGGCUGAGCUGCAAACCUGGGGGAGGAGACACAUCUAUGCAAUAUAUAAUAUAUACAUAUAUAUAUAUAUAAAAUCUGUGUGUGUGGGAGGGGAGAAAAGGUUGAUUUACUUUUAGUUAUUAUUUUGCAAUUAAAAGGAUGCAGAGAGGGAAGUGAGUUUGACUGAGAGGGAGAGAGAGGGAGAGAGACUGACUGAAGAGAGAGAGAGGGAGGAGCUGGAAGAGGAAGGAGCUGCAGGGAAGGAAUGGCACACGAUUCAGAGGCAAUGCAAUACCUGCUUUAGCUUUGCGUGUGUCUGGGGUUGUUUGCAGAAAGGGUGUUUAGUGUGUCGGAUUGCAUUUGGGGGUGUGUGGGGGGGUUGGCAGCAGUACUCUCUCCCCCUCUCUCUCUCUCCCGGUCAUCAUGGUGGAUUUCCUGGCCGACAACAACCUGUGUGGGCAGGCGAUCCUCAGGAUCGUGUCCCGGGGUAACGCCAUCAUAGCGGAGCUCCUGCGCCUUUCCGAGUUCGUGCCCAGUGUUUACCGGCUCCGGGACAAGGCUGAGCAGCACAGGUUCGGAGACAUCAUCUGCGACUUCAGCUACUUCAAGGGUCCUGAAUACUAUGAGGGUAAGUUGGAGUCUAAACCAGAUCUUCAGGAUUUGGAUGAAGAAUUUCGUGAAAAUCACAUUGAAAUUUUGACUCGGUUCUACCUCGCCUUUGAAAGUGUUCACAAGUACAUUUUGGAUCUGAACAGGUUCCUUGAGGAUCUCAAUGAGGGUGUAUACAUUCAGCAGACUCUUGAAACAGUCCUGUUAAAUGAAGAUGGAAAGCAACUUCUUUGUGAAGCCUUGUACUUGUAUGGAGUCAUGCUGCUGGUUAUUGACCACAAGAUUGAAGGGGAGGUUAGAGAAAGGAUGCUAGUUUCUUACUACAGAUACAGUGCUGCUCGCUCUUCUUCUGACUCCAAUCUGGAUGAUAUUUGCAAGCUGCUGCGUAGCACUGGUUACUCAAGUCAGACAGGUGCAAAGCGGCCUCCAAACUAUCCGGAGAGCUAUUUUCAAAGGGUCCCCAUCAGCACAGUAUUUAUCAGCAUGGUGGUUGGCCGACUCCGAUCAGAUGACAUUUAUAAUCAGGUGUCAGCCUAUCCUCUGCCGGAACACCGGAGCACUGCCCUUGCCACUCAGGCUGGCAUGCUCUAUGUUAUCCUGUACUUCGAACCAUCCAUUCUUCACACCCAACAGGCCAAGAUGAGGGAGAUAGUCGACAAGUACUUUCCUGACAACUGGGUGAUCAGUAUUUAUAUGGGGAUCACGGUAAACCUGAUAGAGGCUUGGGAACCAUACAAAGCAGCAAAGACAGCCCUUAAUUAUACACUGGAGCAGUCAAACAUCAAGGAGCAGGCGGGUCGAUAUGGUGCGAGUGUUGAGCGUCUACGACUGCAGGAGCAGCAGUUUCUAAAGGAGGGCUUCUUGAGAGAGGAGUACGUGUUGGACCACAUUCCCAAACUAUUAAACUGUUUGAGAGACUGCAAUGUGACUAUUCGCUGGCUGAUGCUUCACACUGCAGAAUCGGUGUAUGAUCCAAACAACAAGCGACUGCGGCAGAUUAAAGAUCAAGUACUCAGUGACUCCAAAUACAAUCCCAAGGCCCUUUUCCAGCUGCUACUGGAUAGUGCUCAGUUUGAGUAUGUCUUGAAGGAGAUGUUCAGGCAAAUGCUCUCAGAAAAGCAGGUAAAAUGGGAAAGCUUCAAGAAGGAGGGUUCUGAGAGAAUGACUGAGCUGGCGGAGGUCUUCUCUGGAGUAAAACCGCUCACCAGGGUUGAAAAAAAUGAAAAUCUGCAAGCCUGGUUCAGAGAGAUCUCCAAACAGAUCUCCUCCUUGAACUAUGAAGACUCCACAGCAGCUGGGAGAAAAACAGUGCAGUUAAUCCAGGCCCUGGAAGAGGUCCAGGAGUUCCACCAGCUGGAAUCCAAUCUGCAGAUCUGUCAGUUCCUGGGAGACACUCGCAAGUUCCUCCAUCAGAUGAUUCGCACCAUAAACAUUAAGGAAGAGGUACUCAUCACUAUGCAGAUCGUUGGAGACCUUUCGUAUGCUUGGCAGCUCAUUGACAGCUACACUACUAUCAUGCAAGAAGGUAUUCGAGUUAGCCCUUUCAUGGUAACCAAACUUAAAGCAACAUUUAUAAAGUUGGCUUCAGCCCUUGACCUUCCCCUGAUGCGAAUAAAUCAAGCCAAUAGCCCUGACCUGCUGAGUGUGUCCCAAUAUUACUCCGGAGAGCUCGUGGCCUAUGUUAGAAAGGUGUUACAGAUUAUUCCAGAGAGUAUGUUUACAUCCUUGGCAAAGAUUAUAAAACUCCAGACACAUAACAUUAUGGAAGUUCCAACUCGUGUGGACAAAGAUAAAUUGAAGGAUUAUGCUCAGCUUGGUGCAAGAUAUGAGGUUGCUAGACUUACCCAUGCAAUAUCAAUAUUCACCGAAGGCAUUCUCAUGAUGAAAACCACCCUUGUUGGUAUCAUUAAGGUGGAUCCUAAGCAGUUGUUGGAAGAUGGGAUUCGGAAGGAAUUGGUCAAAAGGGUUGCCUUUGGUCUUCACAAGGGGCUGAUCUUCAACCCUAAAGCCAAGACCAGUGAACUUAUGCCCAAAUUGAAAGAAAUGGCUGCCACAAUGGAUGGGUUCUACCGUUCAUUUGAAUACAUCCAGGAUUAUGUUAGCAUCUAUGGGCUGAAGAUAUGGCAGGAGGAAGUGUCCCGAAUUAUCAACUACAAUGUGGAACAAGAGUGCAAUAACUUCCUGAGGACAAAGAUUCUAGACUGGCAGAGCAUGUACCAGUCCACCCACAUCCCAAUCCCCAAAUUCCAACCUGUCGAUGAAUCAGUGACUUUUAUUGGGCGACUGUGCAGGGAAAUACUGAGAAUCACUGAUCCUAAAGUGACCUGCUAUAUUGACCAAAUCAACACAUGGUACGACCUGAAGACUCAUCAAGAAGUGACCAACAAGCAGCUCUUAUCAGAACUCCAGAACUCUUUAGGCACAUUCGGGCUGAAUGGGCUGGACAGACUACUCUGCUUCAUGAUUGUGAAGGAGAUCCAGACUUUCCUGCUUGUGCUUCAACGAAACGUGCUGAGAGAUAAGGUGAUGUUGGACACUUUCAAAUUGUUCUUGAAUCAGGUGGCCCCGCUGAAAGGAAUCGUAGCGAAUUCCAGCAAAGUGUAUUCCACUGCUGUGGCGAAAACUCAGAAAAUCUGGUCCGUUUAUCAAGAUUCUAUUCUAAAGGUGGGUCAGAUGCAGAUUCUAAGGCAGCAGAUUGCCAAUGAGCUGAGCUAUUCAUGCAAGUUUGAUUCCAAGCAUCUUGCCGCAGCACUGGAAAACCUCAACCAAGCACUUUUGGCCGAUGUUGAAGCACAUUACCGGGAUCCCACACUGCCUUACCCUAAAGACGAUAACACUCUGUUGUACGAAAUCACAGCUUACAUGGAGGCUGCUGGCAUCCACAAUCCUCUCAAUAAGAUAUAUAUAACCACAAAGAGGCUGCCAUAUUUUCCGGUGGUGAACUUUCUAUUUUUGAUCUCUCAGUUGCCAAAAGUUCAGUACAGUAAGAACCAAGGGAUGGUAUGUAAGAAAGCUGCAGAUCCCAUCGACUGGCCACCUCUGGUGGUGGGACUUGUCACGUUGCUGAAGCAAUUCCACUCACGUUACACAGAGCAUUUCCUGGCCUUGAUUGGCCAGUUUAUCCGCUCCACGGUGGAGCAGUGCACCACCAGUCAGAAGAUCCCAGAAAUGCCUGCAGAUGCUGUAGCUGCCUUGAUGUUUUUGGAGAAUUAUGUGUAUUACACAAAACUACCCAGAAAAGUUGUGGAAGCGCAUGUCCCAAGUUUCAUCUUUGACGAAUUCAGGACUAUUCUAUAAUAAUGUUCCCUGAUGAGAAGAUAUACACAAACUUCAUCAAUGUUCUGUGAAAGCCUGAAAUCUUGUCAGGAAUUGGUGUGUGUGAACAUCUAUUUGACUGGCAAUAUUAAAUAAAGUACUGAGGAGUUUAUGGCUGAAAAGUCCACAUAACCUUAAUUUCUGAUUUCAGUAAAUUGUAUAAUGAUAUUGUCGAUAAUAUAAUAGCUGUAAUGUAUUCUCUGUCAAAUGUAAAUUAUGAAAAAUAACCUGUUUCAAACAUUACCUUUUGUAUUGCAAUAAAAUUUGGAAUUUCAAGCAAAAUUGAAA